Messenger RNA from Carica papaya (papaya), 1027 nucleotides. The record is from RefSeq and is a predicted model, not a curated record. Lineage: Eukaryota; Viridiplantae; Streptophyta; Magnoliopsida; Brassicales; Caricaceae.
GAAAGCGGCAGAGAGGAUAGUGCCUGCUGAUGAUGCUAAUUUUAGGGUGGAGAAUGAGAAGUUGGGGGCUUCAGAGUUGAAACUGGAGAGUGGGCUUAAAGUUGGAUUCUCGCUUGGAGGAACCAGUAAGCAGGUGAUGGAAAAGAGAAGGGUGAGAAUUCAAAAUUGAUUUUCGAGGAAGAGGAGGAGAAUGAGAGGAAGGCGAGAGGGGAGAAGAGGAAAGCUGGUGGAAAUGUGGGAAAGAAUGAGAAGGAGAAGAAAUCAGUGUCGGCAUUGGAGGAGUUGAUGAAGGAGGAAGAGAAGGCUAAGGAGAAGAAUAAUAGGAAGGACUACUGGUUAUUUGAAGGUAUAAUCGUCAAGGUCAUGAGUAAGGCUUUUGCUGAGAAAGGAUACUACAAGCAGAAGGGUGUUGUGAAGAAAGUGAUUGAUAAAUAUGUUGGGGAGAUUGAAAUGCUCGAUAGCAAGCACAUUUUGAGAGUUGAUCAAGAGGAGCUCGAGACUGUGAUUCCACAAAUUGGAGGGCUUGUCAAGAUAGUGAAUGGGGCUUAUCGUGGGUCGACUGCUAAAUUGUUGGAUGUGGAUAUGGAUAGAUUUUGCGCAAAAGUGCAGAUCGAGAAAGGUGUGUAUGACGGAAGAGUGCUUAAGGCCAUCGAAUAUGAGGAUAUAUGCAAAGUUGCCCAAUGAAUUUUGUGGAGGGCUUGAUAAAUUGCUUUUCUUUAUGAGGUUGCUGCACGGUUUUUGAGUUCUAUCCCUGAUUUAAAAUGGAUGUUUGGAGAAAUCUCAAGGUGGAAAGAAACCAAGUUUGCACCUCAUUAGCUUCCCACAUAUAGUCAAGCUUGUAACUACAUGUGGGUUUAAAGUUACUGUCAUUACAUUUUGUAUUAAAAUGUGGAAGUGUCAUGUUAUUCUGAACUAUUGAUCGUCUUCUAUUUGACUGCAAAGAAGACGAAGCAGCUGGACCUGACCUUGUAUGGAUUCAGCUUUGUAUAUAUGCUCCUAGCAGCUUAUAAGAUAUUGGAAAGGGAGA